UCCUCCAACCCCAACAACGUAUUUCCGGAUCUCUUAGUAUUUACAGCCUGGCCGGACUAUUUCCACGUCCUUGUUAGCUUGGCCCUCAUACAUGUGAGGAUCGAUAUCCUCGGCCCUGUCUCCUCUUUUUUCCGAAAACAUAUUGUGUCGUCUAGCCUUUCAGUUCCUGGACUGUCUCCCCCCUCGUCUACCUCUUGCCGCACCUCCUCAAACGUAGAUACUUGAGGAAUUUCCAAUUGAUAAACUUCUGCAGCAAUGGAUCCCCUUAACGUGUUGAUGGUCGGUACGGGCGAGUACACCACCGGCUUUGUCGGAGGUGGUGCCUCUGGAUCGGACAAAAAAGUUGGUGUAGUCGGAUUGUCAAUGUUCGACCUCAGACGACGAGGGAAGGUCGGACAACUGGGCAUGGUCGGUGUGAACGGCACCAAGUUCCCCGCAAUCCGGGAACACCUCCACCAGAACAUCUCGCUUGCUUACAACAAGCUGGACACUUCGUUCGAUUCCUACCCUGCCGACGAUGUGAAGGAUCCGGAUUCGUACAAGACCGCCAUCGACUCCCUCAAAGCGGGCGAUGCCAUUACCAUCUUCACCCCUGACACCACACACUACCCCAUCGCACUGUAUGCCAUCGAACGUGGAAUCCAUGUCAUGAUCACCAAGCCUGCCGUCAAGGUCCUCGAGGACCAUGUGAAACUGCUCGAGGCGGCUAAGAAAAAUAACGUCUAUGUUUAUAUCGAGCAUCACAAGCGCUUUGACCCCGCGUAUUCAGACGCCCGCUUCAAGGCACAGAAGCUGGGUGAUUUCAACUAUUUCUACAGCUACAUGUCACAGCCAAAAUCCCAGCUUGAGACGUUCAAGGCUUGGGCGGGCGUUGAUUCCGACAUCUCCUACUACCUAAACAGCCACCACAUCGACAUCUGCGACUCGAUGGUGUCGCAGCUGGGAUAUGUUCCCUUCAAGGUCUCCGCGUCGGCGUCGAAAGGCGUGGCCACCAGCCUGGGCUGCAACGAGGCCACGGAAGACACAAUCUCCCUCCUGGUCCAGUGGCGGCACAAGGACGACGCGAGCAAGCGUGCCACGGGCGUCUACACGGCUUCCUGGACGGCGCCGCAGAGGGCCGGCGUCCACUCGAACCAGUACUUCCACUACCUGGCCAAGAACGGCGAGAUCCGGAUCGACCAGGCGAAGCGCGGCUACGACGUGGCCGACGACUCAGUCGGCCAGCUGGUGUGGUACAACCCCUUCUACAUGCGCUACGCGCCCGACGAGGACGGCAACUUCAACGGCCAGACCGGCUACGGCUACAUCUCCAUGGAGAAGUUCGUCGACGGCUGCCGCGCCGUCAACUCGGGCACCCUCAAGCCCGAGGACCUCGACGCAAAGGGCCUGCCGACGCUGCGCAACACCAUCGCCACGACGGCCAUCCUGGAGGCCGGCCGGAGGAGCAUCGACGAGAACCGUGAGGUCGGGAUCGAGCAGGUUGACGGGACGUGGAAGUUGGUGUAAAAGGACAGAAGUCGCGCCGACGCCCUAGGACCCCUUUUUGAUUGGUGCUGGUUUAGGGGUAUCUAUCCUUCGGAUUAGACUAAGAUGUACUUCUAAAU
Molecule: messenger RNA, 1604 nt
Organism: Phialemonium atrogriseum
Lineage: Eukaryota; Fungi; Ascomycota; Sordariomycetes; Cephalothecales; Cephalothecaceae
Product: putative d-galacturonic acid reductase
Exons: 3
Coding region: 256-1506 (416 amino acids)
Biological process (GO): NADPH regeneration
Cellular component (GO): cytoplasm
Molecular function (GO): nucleotide binding; oxidoreductase activity
Source: RefSeq, a predicted model, not a curated record